AUGGAUGAAGAUCAGGGCCCGUCCCAAAUCGCGCCGACCGAGGGCCGCCGCGGUGUCGGCGCAAAGAUCAGCAGUGCCGCCCGCACCGCCAAGCACACCCUCUUCACACGCGAUGGCCUGCUCGGCGACUACGACUAUGCAUUUCUCUUCCGGCCCAACCUGCCCUUUAUGAAGAGGUCCAAAAUGGCCUCGCCCUUCUUCGGCCUCCACGACAGAAUGCCCGUUGUGCUCGCCGUCCUGCUUGGCCUGCAGCACUCCUUGGCCAUGCUGGCUGGUGUCAUCACGCCGCCUAUCAUCAUGGCCGGUGCCGCCGGCGGCAACUUGGUCGCCGAGCAGCAGCAGUACCUCGUCUCGACCGCCCUCAUUGUGUCCGGCAUUCUGUCGCUCGUCCAAAUCACCCGCUUCAAGGUCCGCGGCACGCCCUACUACAUCGGCACCGGCUUGAUCUCGGUCGUCGGCAUCUCCUUUGCCAUCAUCCCCGUCGCCGAGGGCGCCUUCAAGCAGAUGUACGCCAACGGCUUCUGCCCGUCUGCCGAGGACGGCACCCCGUUGCCCUGCCCCGAUGGCUACGGCGCCCUCCUCGGCACGGCUGCCAUCACCGCCCUUAUCGAGAUCCUCAUUUCUUUCAUUCCCUCCAAGACCAUGCUGCGCAUCUUCCCACCCAUCGUCACCGGCCCCACCGUCAUGCUCAUCGGCAUCUCUCUGAUUCAGUCGGCCUUCCAGGGCUGGGCUGGCGGCUCGGGUCUCUGCAGCGCCGCCGACCCCAUCGACUUUUACAAGCUGUGCCCCGACAUCACCGCCCCCCACGCCUUGCCCUGGGGCAGCGCCGAGUAUAUCGGCCUCGGCUUCUCUGUCUUUGUCAGCAUCAUUCUGUGCGAGCGCUUCGGCUCGCCCAUCAUGAAGUCCACCUCGGUCGUCUGGGGCCUGCUUGUCGGCUGCAUCAUCGCCGCCGCCUGCGGCUACUUUGACCGCUCCGGCGUCGACGCGGCCCCCGUCGCCUCGUUUGUGUGGGUCCACACCUUCAAGCUGCAGCUCUACGCCCCGCUCGUCCUGCCCAUGCUCGCCGUCUACAUCAUCUGCGCCUGCGAGGCCAUUGGCGACGUGACGGCGUCGUGUGACGUCUCGCGCAUCGAGGUGUCUGGCCCCAUCUACGAGAGCCGCAUCCAGGGCGGCGUCUUGGCGGAUGGCCUGAACGGCGUGCUGGCCGCGCUCAUGACCAUUACCCCCGUCACCACGUUUGCCCAGAACAACGGCGUCAUUGCUCUGACGCGCUGCGCCAACCGCAAGGCCGGCUACUGCUGCUGCGCGUUCCUCGUCAUCAUGGGCGUCUUCUCCAAGUUUGCCGCCGCCCUCGUCGCCAUUCCCAGCUCCGUCAUUGGCGGCAUGACGACCUUUUUGUUCUGCUCCGUCGCCGUCUCCGGUAUCGCCAUCAUCACCCGCGGCGUGCCCUUCAACCGCCGCAACCGCUUCGUUCUGACCACCGGCCUGGCGCUGGGCUACGGCGCCACCCUCGUGCCCACCUGGUUCUCCAACGUCUUCACUUACUCCGGCGGCAACAAGUCGCUCACCUCCUUCCUCGACGCCAUCGUCCUCGUCCUGGAGACUGGAUUUGCCGUCACCGCCCUCGUCUGCAUGCUGCUCAACCUGAUCCUGCCCGAGGAGAUUGACGAUGUGAACGAGAGCCACAUCCCUGCGGACAUGCCCGAGCCGGAGGUCGUCAUUGCCGCCGUCCACCACCCGACCCCUUCGGCCUCGGGCCACAACAAUGCCACGACUACAAAGGGCGACGAGAAGCAGGCCUAA
This is a messenger RNA of Sporothrix brasiliensis 5110, 1803 nucleotides long. RefSeq names its product nucleobase:cation symporter-2, NCS2 family. Lineage: Eukaryota; Fungi; Ascomycota; Sordariomycetes; Ophiostomatales; Ophiostomataceae. Gene Ontology annotation, biological process: transmembrane transport; xanthine transport. The transcript has a single exon. Gene Ontology annotation, molecular function: xanthine transmembrane transporter activity. Gene Ontology annotation, cellular component: membrane; fungal-type vacuole. Bases 1 to 1803 code for a protein of 600 amino acids. The record is from RefSeq and is a predicted model, not a curated record.